GGGCUGGAGACUGAUUCCUUUAAAAGAGGACAAGGAAGACUAUGAGAGCAGAACUAGUUGUGACAACCACCGAAAAACAUACAGUUAAACACUUAUUAAGAAGAACACCAACACCAAACCAACAUGAAGAGAAUUCUGUCUAUUGCUUUCAUUGUUGUGGCUCUUUGCCUGGUCUCUGAGGCUGUGCAAGUCCAGGAAGGUGAAUUUUCCUUUUCAUUGGAAUCGGUGAAAGUUCUCCAGCAGCUGGCCAACCAACCUCAAUCACAAAACCCCCGCCUGGCCAAGACAAGCUACUAUUCUGUAUGCACCAAUCCAACCCUGCCACAGGAGUUUGUGCCACUGUGCAUGCAAAAAGGCGCAACAAUGUCCUUUGCUAGACUAGCUUCUGUGCCGGUGGAUGUGUGUGAAAUCUGUGCUUUUGCUGCAUGUACUGGGUGCUAAUCCUGAUCAAUGCCUCCUCAUCUUAUCAUCCUCACCUUCACUUAUUCAAAAUUCACAUAAUUUCAUCAAAAUUCAUCAAAAUUUGUAUAAUAAGUGCUCAUCACUGAACAACUACCCAGUACUAAUAAAUAUUGACCAAAUGAUCAUUGUGAAUGUAAUAGCCUAAAUGACUCAAAAUGUCAGGAGAUUGUUUUUGAACUGUUACUUAAACUUCCCACUUUCAAUUCCCUCAUGUUUUAUUUUGUUACAGCAUAUACAUGUAUUUCAUUUAUUUAAGAAAGGAAUGUCUUUUUAUUUUUCUAUUUCUCAGUUUUGGGGGGAUUUUAUACUCCUGUAUGUGCGAUACUUUAAUAAAUGCUUUCU
This is a messenger RNA of Myxocyprinus asiaticus (Chinese sucker), 804 nucleotides long. RefSeq names its product guanylin-like. Gene Ontology annotation, molecular function: guanylate cyclase activator activity. The coding region runs from base 124 to 441 and encodes 105 amino acids. The record is from RefSeq and is a predicted model, not a curated record. Gene Ontology annotation, cellular component: extracellular region. NCBI's taxonomy places the organism in Eukaryota, Metazoa, Chordata, Actinopteri, Cypriniformes, Catostomidae. The transcript has 3 exons.